AUGAUAAAUGCCAUCGGUGUGCAAAAACGCACCGUGGAGCAGGUAAAAUUCAAGUGGGGCAACUUACAACAAGGAGCCAAAAAAAGUUUCAGUGAGGCCAGGAAACAAAGCAAAUUGACCGGAGGAGGCCCUCCACCAAAGCCACUUACUGCCGCUGAAGAGAAAAUCAUCGAGAUGAUGAAAGAUCGGCCUAACUUCAGUGGCAUAGUAGGUGGCUUUGAGUCAUCUGUGCCGGCAUUUGCAGUGGUGUCAAAAGAAACUGAGUCAGAGGCAGCCUCUACUUCGACCCAUGGUACCAAUGAAGAAAGAACGGAAGCAGAUAUCGAUGUAAACGAAGUCCAAAGUUCUGAGUGUACUUAUCCUGAAAGAACGAAUGCGGAAAAGGAAUCAGAGUUUGAAUGUUGCAGUGAACGUGACCAGUCACCAUCGGUAACCAAACCCAAGAAAAGGAAAAGGAUUACAUUAGAUGUUUUGCAGACAGUGCAGUAUAAGAAAAUGGUACAAGGCUGUACGAAAUGUGCAAUCAAUUCUCGAUUUCCAGCGAAGCAGAGAAGUACAAACUCUUUCUUGCAGGCAAUUGCAACAGGGACCCUAGGUAUGUGCAAAGUAGAACGAGAGAAAGAGGAAGGGAGAAAGAAAGAGAGAGAGAGACGACAGGCUGCUAUAGGAAUUGUUUUAACCUGUAAAGGAGACAACAUGAGGAGACAUAAUCUCUCUGGGAUGUACUUAAUCAGUACCCUAGACAUGGAUAAUGAUGGGAGUAAUUGA
Messenger RNA from Saccostrea echinata, 768 nucleotides. RefSeq lists its product as uncharacterized. The record is from RefSeq and is a predicted model, not a curated record. The transcript has 5 exons. The coding region runs from base 1 to 768 and encodes 255 amino acids. NCBI's taxonomy places the organism in Eukaryota, Metazoa, Mollusca, Bivalvia, Ostreida, Ostreidae.